Benincasa hispida (wax gourd) is the source of this 2393-nucleotide messenger RNA. RefSeq names its product oligomeric golgi complex subunit. The record is from RefSeq and is a predicted model, not a curated record. Gene Ontology annotation, cellular component: COG complex. NCBI's taxonomy places the organism in Eukaryota, Viridiplantae, Streptophyta, Magnoliopsida, Cucurbitales, Cucurbitaceae. Gene Ontology annotation, biological process: intra-Golgi vesicle-mediated transport.
AUGGGGACAACAAUGGCAGGUCUCGCGCCGGGACUGUCAAGGAAGCUGAAGAAAGUGCUGGAAUCAAGGACCGAUACACCGGACGUUCUCGGUUCCCUUAACACCCUCUCCACUUUCUACACCGAUAACACUCCUCAGAAUCGUCGCAACCUCAGAUCCACAAUCGAGAAGCGCUCUCUUUCCAUCAACAUCGACUUUCUUCGCGCAUCCGAUACUGCCCAGCAGGCGUUGGAUCGCGUCGAGGAGGAGGUAAAUGGUCUUGCCGAUUGCUGCGAUAGAAUUGCAAAGGCUUUAAAUAGUUCUAGUGCUAGCAUCGGGGACAUUAUUGGUACCACAGAACGCCUAAAGCAGGAACUCGAAGUUACUACACAGAGGCAAGAGAUUGUGUCAUGCUUUGUUCGUGAUUAUCAGAUAUCUAACGAAGAGAUAAAUGCUCUGAGGCACGAAGAUCUAAAUCAGAAAUUUUUCAAGGCUCUUUCCCAUGUUCAAGAAAUCCACGCUAAUUGCAAAACACUGCUGAGAACACAUCAUCAGCGUGCAGGUUUGGAGCUUAUGGAUAUGAUGGCAGUGUACCAAGAAGCAGCAUAUGAGCGGCUGUGUAGGUGGGUUCAGACAGAGUGCAGGAGCCUAGGAGAAACUGAUAAUCCCGAAGUCAGUGAACUAUUGAAAACAGCUGUUCGCUGCCUCAGGGAAAGGCCUGUUCUCUUCAAGUAUUGUGCUGAGGAGGUCGCAAAUAUGAGGCAUAAUGCAUUGUUUAGAAGGUUUAUCAGUGCUCUUACACGUGGAGGACCAGGUGGCAUGCCUCGUCCUAUUGAAGUACAUGCUCAUGAUCCUUUACGUUAUGUUGGGGAUAUGUUAGGGUGGCUACAUCAGGCUUUGGCAUCUGAACGUGAGCUAGUACAUAUACUGCUAGACCCAGAUGCAGUAAUUGAUGUUGGACUAACUGCCAACAAGUUCUCCCCGAACUUAGAGAGUGAAUCUGGAUCACCAGACAUUGACCUAACCUUUGUUUUGGAUAGAAUUUUUGAAGGAGUUUGCCGGCCUUUUAAAGUGAGAGUUGAGCAAGUGCUGCAGUCUCAACCAUCUCUGAUUAUUUCAUAUAAACUCAGCAACACCCUGGAGUUUUACAGCUACACGAUUUCAGAUUUGCUUGGGAGAGAUACGGCUCUAUGCAAUACCUUGUGGAUGCUAAACGAUGCUGCCCAGAAGACUUUCUUUGAUAUCCUUAAAAGUAGAGGGGAGAAGCUUUUGCGAUUUCCUUCCUUUGUUGCUGUUGAUCUCUCUCCACCACCGGCAGUUAGAGAAGGGGUUUCUGUGCUGCUGGAAAUAAUUGACACUUAUAAUAGCAUGAUGGUUCCAGCUUCAGGGAAAAAGGCUGCUUUUGAUCCGGUGUUAUCUGCUUUACUCGAUCCCAUAAUUCAGAUGUGUGAGCAAGCAGCAGAGAUUCACAAGUCCAAGGGAUCUGGCCACAUAUCAAGAAGGGGUAGGACAAAUUCUGGUUCAGGUCAGAAUAGCAAAUCAUCAGUAGAUGCACUAUUGUCCCAAAGCAGCCCUGCUCCAGCCUCUCAGGACACCGAAACACCUUCUAAGAUCUUUCUGAUCAACUGUUUGUGCGCCAUCCAACAACCAUUAUCUGGGCAUGAAGUUGCAGCUGAAUAUGUCAAGAAACUUGGAGUAAUUAUAAAUAGUCACUUGAGCGUGCUUGUAGAAAAGGAAGUUGGUGCAAUCUUACGAAGGUGCGACUUAUCUCAGAAGAUGACAUAUUUCCAUAAGAGCUCAGAAGCAGGCAAUGCAGCAGAUGGACUACGAUUGGCUGAGAUUCAAGACACAUCUCCCGCUUCACUUUCAGAGAGCUUGAAGGCUUUCUUUGGGCUUGUUUUGGGAAGUGAGAGUUCCCUUCCUGAGUUUGAGCUAUUGCAGGUUCCCAAAUUGCGAUCGGAAGCCUGUAUUCAAGUAGCUCGAUCGCUGGCCGAAGCUUACGAGCUUAUAUACGACGCAAUCAUGGAUCCAGACAAUGGGUACCCAGACCCCAAGUCACUUGCAAGGCAUCCUCCAAACCAGAUAAGAACAAUUUUGGGAAUAUAACUAUAGAGGUUUUGUGUAGGACAUUCUGUUUUGAUUUGAGAUAUCAUUGCAUUGAAUAGGUUGGUUCUACUGUUACUUUGUUGAGUCUAAAGCUUUAGAUUAAAUGGCACUGUAUGUUGUACAGAAUGCGGUCUAAAUCCAUUACCUGAUUAGGCUGCCAAUAUAUUUGCUCUUGUUUAUUCUUCUCCCUUUUUUGGUCUCCUGUACAGUGUUAUAGAUUCUUGUUUUUAAACUCUCCCUUUUGUCUUAUUGAACAUACUUUUGUUGGCAAUUUUUAUUAGUAAGGAUUUGAACUGAGGAAUCUCUAA